CUUCCCAUUUUGCUGCUCUUCUCUUCCCUUCCCUUCUCCUUCCCUUCCUUUCUGAUCCAGCUGCCAUGGCGAUGUCGGUUCAAAAGAAGGGCAGGAGCCGGAAGGCUCUGAAGGACUUGCUGCCGAGCGAGGUCAACAUCUCCGAUUCAUCCUCACUGGUGUGUGAUCUUAGCAAGGACGAUGGCGAAGGCCUCUCUCCCCGUGUCUCGCGCAAGAAUUCCAGGAAAGGGCCUGCGAAGUCCAAGCCUUCUUUGUCGGAGGCCGAGAAGUCCUUCGCGGACGAGUUGCUCCAGCUGCAGGGAAGACUCCAGCAGCUCCAACUCGAGAAAGAGAAGACAGAAGGGCUCCUGAAGCAACGCGACGAGAUGCUGAAGCAGAAGGAUGAGGAGAUCGAGAACCGAGACAAGGAACACGAGAAGCUGCAGGAGGAGCUCAUGAAGACCCAGAAGCUGAAAGAGUUCAAACCCACAAUGAACUUUCCUCUUGUUAAAUCUCUAAGAGAGAAAGAUCAAGAUAAGAAUGAUAAGAAGAAGAGCAAAGGAAAAAUUGGUGACCAGAAGAGGAAACCAUGCCCGGCAUACGUCUCGUGGUGCAAAGAUCAGUGGAACGACGUGAAAAAAGAGAACCUUGAUGCUGAUUUUAAAGAGAUUUCCAAUGUGCUUGGAACAAAAUGGAAGGCGUUGAGCGCAGAUGAGAAGAAGCCCUACACAGACAGGUACCAGAAGGAGAAGGAGGCCUACCAGGAAGUCGUCAAGCAAGAGAAGCGAGAGAAAGAAGCAAUGAAGCUACUGGAAGAAGAGCAGAUGCAGAAGACCGCCAUGGAGUUGCUGGAACAAUAUUUGCAGUUUCAACAGGAAGUUGAAAAAGAGGGCAAGAAAGCAAGGAAAGAGAAGGAUCCUUUGAAGCCAAAACAUCCGAUGUCAGCUUUCUUCUUGUUCUCGAAAGAACGCCGUGAAGCUCUGCUACAAGAGAAGAAAACCAUCCUUGAGAUCUCAAAGAUAGCAGGAGAGGAGUGGAAGAACAUGGCAGAAGAGCAGAAAGCUCCCUAUGAGGAGAUUGCUAAGACUCUGAAGGAAAAUUACAACCAAGAGAUUAAACUUUAUAAGCAAAAGAAGAUUGAGGAAGCUACUACUUUAGAGAAGGAAGAGGAGGAGCACAUCAAAGUCCGGAUGCAAGAAGCCCUCCAGCUGCUUAAGAAGAAGGAGAAAACAGAUAACAUGAUCAAGGAAACUAAGGAGAAUCGUAACAGGAAGAAGAAAGCUAAGGAAGAACAAAUUGCAGAUCCCAAUAGGCCAAAGAGGCCACCCUCUUCUUUCCUUCUCUUUAGCAAGGAAGCAAGGAAACAAGUCAUGGAGGAAAGACCAGGCAUUCCAAAUAAUACCUUGAAUGCUAUGAUUUCAGUGAAAUGGAAGGAAAUGAAUGAAGGGGAGAAGAAGAUUUGGAAUGACAAGGCAGCAGAAGGCCUUUGUGCGUACAAAAAAGAAGUAGAAGAAUACAACAAGGCUUUAAUGGAAAACAAGACUACUCCUAAAGAGUGAAGAUGCUUGUGACUGGUUCAAUUGGCAUUAUUGAACAUUAGCAACUUCUUGUUUGACAACUGAUGGUAAUUAGGCCCUAGACUCUUUGUAGUUGGCUGAUGUUUGUUUAAGCUUCAUUUCUGAAUGAAGCUUCCUCUAUCAAUGAAUUAAUUUGCCAUUUUCUAUUGAAUUGUAUGCAAUCAAAUUAUAUUGUAUCAGUCUUGAUACUCCAGAUUCUGAAGUCAAGAAAGCAUCUACUCACUCAGAAAUCCAUAUUCAUCA
Messenger RNA from Zingiber officinale, 1799 nucleotides. Its product is annotated as high mobility group B protein 6-like. Gene Ontology annotation, molecular function: DNA binding. Lineage: Eukaryota; Viridiplantae; Streptophyta; Magnoliopsida; Zingiberales; Zingiberaceae. The transcript has 11 exons. The record is from RefSeq and is a predicted model, not a curated record. Bases 66 to 1538 code for a protein of 490 amino acids.